Arachis duranensis is the source of this 1953-nucleotide messenger RNA. Its product is annotated as ruvB-like protein 1. The transcript has 12 exons. Gene Ontology annotation, molecular function: DNA helicase activity; ATP hydrolysis activity; ATP binding. Gene Ontology annotation, biological process: box C/D snoRNP assembly; chromatin remodeling; regulation of transcription by RNA polymerase II. NCBI's taxonomy places the organism in Eukaryota, Viridiplantae, Streptophyta, Magnoliopsida, Fabales, Fabaceae. The record is from RefSeq and is a predicted model, not a curated record. Gene Ontology annotation, cellular component: R2TP complex; Swr1 complex; NuA4 histone acetyltransferase complex.
UGCUCUCUGUUUGCCUGUGGCCGCGUCUUCAAAGUACAAUUUUCGUCUCCAUUUUCUUUCGCCUGCAACACUCCUCUUCUGCAAAAGAGAAUCAGAGAGAACAUGGAGAAGAUGAGAAUAGAAGAGGUUCAGUCAACUACCAAGAAGCAACGCGUUGCUACUCAUACACACAUCAAAGGCUUAGGCCUUGAGGCUAGUGGAAGAGCAUUGCCUUUUGCUUCUGGUUUUGUGGGACAAGCAGAGGCAAGAGAAGCAUGUGGCCUUGUGGUUGACAUGAUAAGGCAGAAGAAGAUGGCUGGCAGGGCACUCCUCCUUGCCGGUCCACCCGGUACCGGAAAGACUGCAUUGGCACUAGGGAUAAGUCAAGAGCUUGGAACCAAGGUUCCAUUUUGCCCUAUGGUUGGCUCAGAAGUAUACUCGUCCGAGGUAAAGAAGACAGAGGUUCUGAUGGAGAAUUUUCGACGGGCUAUUGGUCUGCGUAUCAAGGAAAACAAGGAAGUUUAUGAAGGAGAGGUAACCGAGCUCUCCCCUGAAGAAACUGAGAGUGUAACAGGCGGUUAUGGUAAAAGUAUAAGCCAUGUAAUAAUUGGAUUGAAAACUGUGAAAGGAACCAAGCAACUGAAGUUGGACCCCACCAUAUAUGAUGCCUUGAUUAAGGAAAAGGUAGCUGUUGGAGAUGUUAUAUACAUCGAAGCAAAUAGUGGAGCUGUGAAAAGGGUGGGCCGAAGUGAUGCUUUCGCUACAGAGUUUGACCUUGAAGCAGAAGAGUAUGUCCCACUUCCUAAGGGAGAGGUUCACAAGAAAAAAGAGAUUGUUCAGGAUGUAACGCUACAUGAUCUGGAUGCUGCCAAUGCACGACCUCAAGGUGGGCAAGAUAUUCUGUCUCUUAUGGGCCAGAUGAUGAAACCUAGGAAAACAGAAAUCACUGACAAGCUGAGACAAGAAAUUAACAAGGUUGUCAACCGAUAUAUUGAUGAAGGUGUAGCAGAGCUUGUCCCUGGAGUUCUAUUUAUUGAUGAGGUGCACAUGCUAGAUAUGGAAUGCUUUUCCUAUUUGAAUCGUGCUUUAGAGAGCUCGCUCUCUCCAAUAGUAAUUUUUGCUACAAACAGAGGGAUAUGCAAUGUGAGAGGGACCGACAUGACCAGCCCUCACCAUUAUCCUUUGAACAUAUUGUUCUAGCCUAUGGUUUUAUUACCUUUGGUUCAGAUUCUAGCUAUUCGUGCUCAAGUAGAGGAGCUGGUUGUUGAUGAGGAAAGUUUAGCAUUCCUCGGGGAAAUUGGACAACGGACAUCUUUAAGGCAUGCUGUUCAACUUCUAUCACCUGCCAGCGUUGUAUCGAAAAUGAAUGGCCGAGACAGCAUUUGCAAGGGGGAUCUUGAUGAAGUUUGUUCGCUAUACUUGGACGCUAAGUCAUCAGCCAGGCUACUUCAAGAGCAGCAGGAAAAAUACAUCUCAUAAUUUUAAUUUCAAAAUGUUGGAAUGGCUGUUGCUUGGGUUUGAGUUAGUGAAACCGGUUCAUUCGACAUGGCCAACAUAAUUUGGUUUAGAGAUUACUUCUGUGUAUCUUGUUGUGAGAUAUAAUGGUAGCAGGCACCUGAGCUCAAGAACCUGAAAUGUUGGAGCAGUAAUGUGCUGCUGAAUUGAUGAAAUUGUGUGAUUAUUUUUCAUCACAUUCUGAAGAAAAUGGAAAUGUGAAGCGGCAGCAUGUUCCCUCAACUUCCCUCAUUUUCUUAUUUUUAGUUGUUUAUAAUAGUCUUAAGUCUUCCCCUUAUGCCUUUCACAAAUUCUUCAUGAUUUAUGGAAUAUUUUAGUAUGUGGUAACAUUGAUCAAAAUACCCCUUUUCUCUCUCAUGUGUGUUUCUGUUUGACUAUGUGCUUCUCUAAUGUGCACAUGAAUUGAUGAUUUUUGUUCAAAGAAUUUAUGCCAAUUAAAAUUAUAUUUGAUUAUGUUUA